Molecule: messenger RNA, 2323 nt
Organism: Hydra vulgaris (swiftwater hydra)
Lineage: Eukaryota; Metazoa; Cnidaria; Hydrozoa; Anthoathecata; Hydridae
Product: stimulated by retinoic acid gene 6 protein-like
Biological process (GO): vitamin A import into cell
Cellular component (GO): plasma membrane
Molecular function (GO): signaling receptor activity; retinol transmembrane transporter activity
Source: RefSeq, a predicted model, not a curated record
AAUGCUAUGGUAUUAAAAAUAACUUCUUAAAAAGUUAUUUGAUAAAAACAAUUUACAAUAGUUAUUUUGUUUCAGUAAGUCUUUUAUAUCAGUAAGACCACCUAAACCAUAAUUGCAGCGGUGACAAAAAGCACAGUUAUGGAAACAUCAACUAAUUUUGAAAUAACGACAAGUCAGCCUUCAACAACGACAAGUCUGUCUUUUACGUGCGAAAACAACAUAGAUUCAUUUAUAGUUUAUAUUACAGCAGGAAUUUCAUACGCUCUGCUUCUUAUCAUGUUUCUAUGUACAAAAAGGAAAGUCAAAUGUUGUUGGUUUAAAAGACCUGGAUGUCUCGUAGCAUUAAACAUGUUGGAUAAUUAUGAAAAUCGUUUUGGAUAUACAUUAGCGUUUGGAUUAACUGUCACUAUGUGCGUUUCAAUUGUUUUAAAUGAUUAUACUUCUAUUAUUGGGCCAGAGUUUACUGCGACUAUAACAAACUUACCUCAGAACUUUAAAUGGCUAUCAGUUAUUUUCAAAGUGCUAUUUUCUGGAAUUGUAGCCAUCGUUGGAGCUCCUUUUUUUAUUUGUCAAACAAUGAAAAACCGUCUUAUAGGUUCUAUUAUUGGUUUCCUCUUUUGCUUUAUUUGGAUAUUUUUUGAAGUGAUAAAAACUAUGUAUUUGGUUAACAGCUGUUGGAUAGUUGAAGGAAAGAAUUUAAGCUUGAUCAAUUUAUCAAUGCAAUUUCCAAAAUAUGCUUGUUUGAUUUUACUCACCCUAAAGUUUGUGUAUUUGUUCAUAAAAACGCUCAUUAACAGAUAUAAAAGUUCUACAAAGGUUUCAUGGAUGUCAUUUGAUGAUACUAACUGGAAAGAAGAGUAUAUGUAUAAGCAUGUAACAACUUUAUUAAAAAAACAAGAUCACUUCAAGCCUCCUGAGUUUCAAAGUUCAUUAUCCAAGCAUGCAAUCAAGACAAAGCUGCAGUCUAAAAUUUACAAAUACACCCCAGAAUUUCAAUACUCUAUUCGAAUGCUGUCAUCAGGCUUUGUUUCAAUAUUAGUCAUUUACAUAAUCAUCAUUAAGAUUUUCAUACAGUACAAGAUUAUAAUUGGACAUGACGGUGUUGAAGGUAAAAUUAUUGCUAUCAGCAAUAUUAUCAUUGCAAUUGGUUGGGUGGAAAGUGUGCAGUUGAACCAGUACAUUACUGGUUUUAAAGUGAGUGUGUAUUUGGCGCUUUCUUUAACUAUAGUUACAUUUUUACUCGUUCUUUUUAAUUCAUUUAAAUGCUACCGAACUCACAUUUUAAAGUUACGUAAAGGAGAUUGGUCUUUUCUGCCCAGCUCUCUUCGUCGUAAACAAUUUAAUGCUAUUACUCCUACAUCACUCAUGGUUGCCAGUAUGAAGUUUGCUGGAUAUCAAGUUGCUUAUUCUUUAUGGGGUUGCUUUAUUAUCUUUGGCAUCUUUUUCAUUGUCAUGUUUGCAUUAAGCAUUGAAAUUAAUAAUAUAAUCUUUAAAAGGUUUUCAGUUAUUAUGAAAUAUUUACCUAUUAUAUGGCAAACAAUUCUUGUUGGUAUUGUUGUUAUGAUCAUUCAAAAACUUCUUGCAAGAUUUGUUUUUAUAAUAAACAAAAACGUUGUUGCUAUUAACAACAGGAGAGUUUAUCAUGGUGCUUCUUUUUUAUUUUUUUACUUCAAUAUUUUUAUUGGUCUUGUUACAUCUUUUAUUCGAAUUAUCUAUGGCAUGAUACUUGGAAUUAUUUUUUUUCAAAGAUUGCAACAUAGUUCUCUUCCGAGGUACUAUGAGAAGUUCGAUCCAGGUUACAUGGCUUACAUUGGUUACAUUUUAUUAGAGCAUUUUCAUGCAAAUCCUGUUGUUCAAUGUUUUAUUCGUUUGUUAACAGAUCAAUACCGUAACAAAUUUUCUAGAGAUGAGGAUGUCUAUUUGGAAAAUUCAGUAGCGGAGUUGGUUGAAAAAGGCUCUAUACCGGCGGAAAAGUUGCGUCGAUGUCGAAAUAUAAACAGGUGGCAUUUAUACGUUAUGCUUUCCCAAAAUGUUUCACUUCAGAAAUAUCGUUAUCAUAGGUUAAAGAAAACAACUCAGUUAUCAGUUUCUGGUAUGCUAUUCAACAUUCAAUCGUCAAAUUAUGUUAUACCCAUUAACAACGUAUCAUAGGAAUAUUUGUGUUAUAAACUUUAAUUAUGGAACGAUUGUUUUAAGAAACAAAGCACUGUUAAUAAUAAUAGACAUUGUUUAGAGAAUUAAUAUAGCUACUCCAGUUGAUAUUUUUUUGCAAAGCCUUUCACAUUCGAAAAAUGUAAAAGUCUAAUAUCAAAUUUUGCAUUUA